Molecule: messenger RNA, 1408 nt
Organism: Solanum dulcamara
Lineage: Eukaryota; Viridiplantae; Streptophyta; Magnoliopsida; Solanales; Solanaceae
Exons: 3
Coding region: 80-976 (298 amino acids)
Molecular function (GO): oxidoreductase activity
Source: RefSeq, a predicted model, not a curated record
CUAUAUAUAUGUACACAUCUUAUAUUAGAAUAAACACCUAAAGAUAAAACUCCUAGCAAGUCCCAUAGUACAAUAUAAUAUGACAACACAAUUAGUACCACCACAAUAUGUUCAUGAGCUAAGGACUCAAAAAAAGAGCAAUGUGGCUAACCAUUUGGAGCCAUGGCUACAAUUGGAAGGCAAAGUGGUGUUUGUCACUGGUGCAUCGGCGGGGCUCGGCCGCCAAUUUUGCCUUGACCUAGCUAGGUCCGGUUGCAGAGUCGUGGUGGCUGCUCGUCGGGUGGAUCGAUUGAAGUCCCUUUGUGAUGAAAUUAAUACAAUGGCUAGUUCAAAUCCUCAUUUGGUUAGAGGGAUGGCUGUUGAACUUGAUGUUACUGCUCAUGCUGCAACUAUUGAAGCAUCGGUAAAGAAGGCUUGGGAUGCUUUUGGUCACAUUGAUGCUCUUAUUAAUAAUGCUGGCGUUAGAGGUGGAAUAAAAUCUUCAGUGGAUAUUUGUGAGGAAGAGUGGGAAAACACUUUAAGGACAAAUUUGACAGGAUCUUGGUUGGUUUCCAAAUAUGUUGGAAGACAAAUGCAAGCUUCAAAAAAAGGAGGAUCAAUUAUUAAUAUUUCAUCAAUUUCUGGUUUAAAUAGAGCUUUAAUGCGUGGGUGUAUUGCUUAUAGUUCCUCCAAGGCUGCCAUGGAUUCUAUGACAAAGAUAAUGGCAUUAGAAUUGGGAGAACACAAUAUUAGAGUGAAUGCAAUAGCUCCAGGGCUUUUCAAAUCAGAGAUUACUGAGAGUUUAGUGAAAAAAGAUUGGCUCAAAAAUGUAGCAAAAAGAAGUGUUCCACUAAAAACAUUUGGUACAACUGAUCCAGCAUUGACUUCACUAGUGAGAUAUUUGGUCCAUGAUUCUUCCAACUAUGUAUCUGGCAAUAUAUUUAUUGUUGAUGCUGGUUACACACUACCUGGCUUUCCUAUCUUUUCCUCUCUUUAAGUUACGCCGCUAUCUCACUAUAACAAUCAUUUUCUAUAUCGAUAUUUUGCUAUAAUAGUUGAUUUUUUUGUGGAAGUAACCGAAAAAAAUCCAGGAAAAUUAAUGAUGCAGUUAUAAAAAGUUUUACAGUGUAAUAUAUUGUUUUUUUUGUUGUUGUUGUAGUUGUUAUUAUUGUUGUUGUCAUCUAUUUUAAAGAAAUUAUUAUGAAAUGUUUCCUUGUAUGUACCUUUUCUUGAAAUAUAAUAGCAAGGAAUUGAAUGUGAAUGGUCCCUGGCUAGAUAUAAUUGCCUUUUAAUGUGAAGGACCUCAUGUCUUUGAGUGACAGUGAAAAUUGGACAGAUAGGGUGGCUGAAACAUAUUAGUAGCCUAAAUCCAAAUUCAAAUAGAAGUCGUAAAUUUUAAUUUUUUUUAAUGAAGUUUUAUUAUAAUCAA